AUUAACACUUUUUCUUUUUCAAUUUUCAAAAUAUAAAAUAAAAAAAGCUUUCUUCUUCAAUUUUCCCCCAAAUUCCACAAAACCCUAGAAAUUUCUCAAAAUCCCCAAUUUCAUGCACCACCGAGCUUUCUGUCAAAGAAAGCUCGCAUCUUUCCCAAUCAUGAAACGAUUCAAUCCGAUUCCUCUCGUCCUCCUCAUCUCCACCUUCCUCUUCUGCCUCGCCUCCAUCCCCACCGUCCGAUCCGACCCCCAAUUCUCCUCCGCCAUCCGAUUACCUUCCGAGGCCACCCAUCAAGAUCCAUGCGGCCAAUCACUGGAGAAACCCUCAUCCUGCCCCGUCACCUGCUUUCGAACCGACCCCGUUUGUGGGGUCGACGGUGUUACGUAUUGGUGUGGAUGCGCCGAAGCACGAUGUAACGGUGUGAAAGUUGCCAAAUUAGGGUUUUGUGAGGUCGGUAAUGGAGGUUCUGCUCCUCUCUCAGCUCAGGCUCUGCUUUUGGUACACAUAGUUUGGCUCAUUGUUCUUGGAUUCUCAGUCUUGUUCGGUCUUUUCUAAUCCAUUUUUUUUUAUAUAUAUAUUAUUACUGAAUAUAAUUGAUUGAUUCUUCUUCUUAUUUCUUAUUCUUCUCUAAGAUCAGAUAUUAGGGUUCUUCAUUUCUUUUGAAAAUUCUUUGCUCUUUGAUCAUUGUGUAUUGAAAGAGCCGGAGAUAUUUGUGUAUUGAUGUAUAUGUAAAAGAGGGAUUUUUUUCUUAUGUACUUAAUUUUAUCACAUAUAUUCACAUUAAUUUCGAUUUUU
This is a messenger RNA of Cannabis sativa, 796 nucleotides long. RefSeq lists its product as uncharacterized. The transcript has a single exon. NCBI's taxonomy places the organism in Eukaryota, Viridiplantae, Streptophyta, Magnoliopsida, Rosales, Cannabaceae. Bases 113 to 556 code for a protein of 147 amino acids. The record is from RefSeq and is a predicted model, not a curated record.